CUUAACUCGUAUUGGAGGCAGGGCUAUUAACCAGGCUCCACCUCCAGCUGCUGUAAACUGAUUCUGACAGCGCGCGCAGAGGAAAGGAUGAAGUCCAGCAAACACAAAUCACCACAAACAACUGACACAGAGUUUGGAGGGGUGAUAGGUGCUGCAUGUAUAAUAGUGUUCCUCCCCCUCACUGUGCUCUUCCUGCUGAGUGUGUGUGUGUCUGAGGAGGGCAGCGUGCUCCGCUGGCCCCCCCCACUGCCCCCCCACUCUGACCUCUAUGACCCCCGAGCCGUGUUCAUCAUCACUGUGUGGUUCAGCACACACAUUCUGCUCUACCUGCUCCCAGUGGGCAAGGUGUCAGAGGGUUUAGUUCUCAGGGAUGGAAGCAGACUGAAAUAUCCGAUAAACGGGUUCCAUGCGCUGUGUGUGACGAUUGUGUUGGUGUGUAUGUGUGUGUGUGUGGGCGUACCCCUGGCUCACCUGUAUGACUUGAUGGUGCCGUUGGCGGUGUGUGCAGUGGGCGUGGCCUUCCUGCUCUCCCUCUACCUGUAUGCUCGCUCCUUCUGGGCUCCUGUACACGCACUGGCACUCGGAGGAAACACAGGUAACGCUGUGUAUGAUUUCUUUAUUGGACGGGAGUUAAACCCACGUAUCGGUUCAUUCGAUCUGAAAUAUUUCUGUGAGCUGCGUCCAGGGUUAAUAGGCUGGGUGGUGCUGAAUGCGGUGAUGUUGAUGAAGGAGGUGGAGCUGCGUGGAUCACCAUCAGUGUCAAUGCUGCUGGUGAACGCCUUCCAAUUACUCUACGUCACUGACGCUCUGUGGAACGAAGAGGCGGUAUUGAGCACCAUGGACAUUGUGCAUGAUGGAUUCGGCUUCAUGUUGGCGUUCGGUGAUUUGGUUUGGGUUCCGUUCACAUACGGCCUCCAGGCAGCCUUCCUUGUGUCACACCCUCAUACACUUACUCCCUUCAGUGCCCUUGCCAUCAUCCUGCUGAAUGGAAUCGGGUAUUACGUCUUCCGCAAGUCCAACUCUCAGAAGAACCAGUUCAGGAGAGACCCAACACACACUAGCGUCCGAAAUUUAAAGACGAUUGCCACAGCAACAGGAAAGCAGUUGUUAGUGUCGGGAUGGUGGGGGUUCGUCAGACACCCCAAUUACCUCGGAGACCUUCUGAUGGCGCUAGCAUGGUCUCUACCCUGUGGGUUCUCCCACAUCCUGCCGUACUUCUACGUGCUGUACUUCAGCGUGUUGUUGGUGCACAGGGAGGCACGAGAUGAACGUCAGUGCAGAGCGAAGUACGGCGCGGCUUGGGAGGCGUACUGCAGCCGAGUGCCCUACAGGAUCAUCCCCUAUAUCUACUGAGCUCAUUACUGCUGUCAUACACACUUUAUUACACUCUCUCACUCCUGUACCCUCACACACACCCAUAACAUCAGUCUCUGUGUGUGUGGAUGAGGCACGUGAAGAACCCGGUGAUCCUCACUGUACAUGGACACGAGGUUAAAUGCAACAUGUUCAUAGACCUUUUCCUGAUAAAGCCUCAAUUGAAAAAAAAAACAAAAAACACAGGUUCACGUGUUUCUGCUUCCACACGGUCAUGUGUACAUCACCCCGAGUUUAACACGCCCGUGUUAGUAUCAUGGCACAUUAACAACAGAGCAACACGAUUAAUGUAAAGAUGAUCGAGAUUUUAAUUUAUAAAAUGUCAUUUCAAACCAUUUACGAUUUUUUAAACACAUGCAGACACUCAGCUGUACGUCAGGAGGACACGCUGCUCUAGUGUGGACUACAGUAGUGCACUAGCUAGUGCACAUGACUCUGUGGGAAACAUUUGGAACACAGCUCAGGAAAAGAACAACAAUAAAGGAGUGCAAAAUGAGCAGAACAUGAAA
Molecule: messenger RNA, 1883 nt
Organism: Ictalurus punctatus (channel catfish)
Lineage: Eukaryota; Metazoa; Chordata; Actinopteri; Siluriformes; Ictaluridae
Gene: tm7sf2
Product: transmembrane 7 superfamily member 2
Exons: 11
Coding region: 88-1353 (421 amino acids)
Biological process (GO): sterol biosynthetic process
Cellular component (GO): endoplasmic reticulum membrane; nuclear inner membrane
Molecular function (GO): oxidoreductase activity, acting on the CH-CH group of donors, NAD or NADP as acceptor
Source: RefSeq, a predicted model, not a curated record